GAGUCGACAGCUCACACAACUGCUUUACAAAUUAUAGAUUUGGUAUUCUUCUUCUUCUUCUUCCUCUUCUUCUUCUUCAGCUUUACUGCACGUAUUUCCAAUCUUCCUUCACUUCUCUUCUUAAUAUGAACCACACCCAUUUCCUUCCUUUCUUCUUUUGCCUUCUCUUCCUCUCUUAACUCAUAUUGUUUCUCUUUUGGACAAAUGUCGUCUCCCUCUCCAACUUCGCCGCCCGCCACUAACACUACCUCACCCCCAACUCCCACCACCAGCGCACCACCUCCGGCAACCCCAUCUCUCUCACCGCCUCCUCCCGACUCUGCCUCUCAGCCUCCUCCUGCUUCUUCAUCCCCGCCACCUUCCACUACAACUUCCCCGCCACCUCCGGAUAGUUCCACUCCAUCUCCGCCUACUUCUUCUCCUUCACCGCCAACCCCACCUUCCACCUCUUCGCCUCCGCCUCCCUCUACAAACUCGACUACUUCCCCACAGCUGCCUAGUCCGACGCCUCCUUCGGGUUCUGGUACACCUGCCAGUCCCGGAGAUGAUCUUCCCGGAAGAGAUCUGCCUCCGCCGUCUUCCUCACCGUCGUCGGGAGUUUCGGCUGGACUUGUGGCUGGAGUCGCCAUUGCUGGAGUGGUGGUGGUUGUUGUGGCGUUGAUUAUUAGGUUUUUGUGUAUGAGAAAGAAGAGAAGACGCGACGAAGAGGCUUACUACCGGCCGCCGCCGCCACCCCCGUCGUAUAAAGAUGGCCCAUAUGGUCAACAACAGCACCACUGGCAAUCACAUCCCCCGCCGCCGGCGGAUCAUAUUGUUGGGGCAGUGCCGAAGCCAUCUCCUCCACCAGCACCACGGCCACAGCUGUCACCUCCGAUUAUAAACAGCAGUGGAGGCUCUGGAUCUAAUUAUUCAGGGUCUGAAAAUUCGCUUGUUCCUAUCCCAUCUUCUAUUCCCUUAGGCUUUUCACAAAGCAGCUUUACUUAUGAAGAGUUAGCAAUGGCGACAGAUGGGUUUUCAGAAGCCAAUCUCCUUGGACAAGGUGGGUUUGGUUAUGUGCAUAAAGGGGUUCUUCCAAAUGGAAAGGAAGUGGCAGUGAAACAACUUAAAGCUGGAAGUGGGCAGGGAGAACGUGAAUUUCAAGCUGAAGUGGAAAUAAUCAGCCGUGUUCAUCAUAGACAUCUUGUUUCCUUAGUUGGAUAUUGCAUUACUGGCUCCAGAAGAUUGCUGGUCUAUGAAUUUGUUCCUAACGACACGUUGGAGUUUCACUUGCAUGGGAAAGGACGACCCACCAUGGAUUGGCCAACGAGAUUGAAAAUUGCUCUUGGAUCUGCCAAGGGAUUGGCUUACCUUCAUGAGGAUUGUAAUCCUAAGAUCAUUCAUCGUGACAUCAAAGCAGCAAAUAUACUUUUGGAUUUGAAAUUUGAAGCAAAGGUUGCUGAUUUUGGGCUUGCUAAGUUGUCUUCUGAUGUUAAUACCCAUGUUUCAACCCGAGUCAUGGGAACUUUUGGAUACCUUGCUCCAGAAUAUGCUUCAAGUGGGAAACUCACCGAGAAAUCAGAUGUCUUCUCCUUCGGAGUGAUGCUUUUGGAGAUGAUUACUGGACGUAGACCUGUAGAUACGACUCAAUCAUUCAUGGACGAUGGAUUGCUCGAUUGGGCAAGGCCGUUACUACUUCGGGCCACGGAAGAUGGGCACUACGACAGUUUAGUAGAUCCAAAGCUGAGAGAUAACUACGACCACAAUGAAAUGGCUCGCAUGGUUGCUUGUGCAGCUGCCUGUGUGCGCCAUUCUGCGAGGCGCCGACCACGGAUGAGUCAGGUGGUUCAUGCUCUUGAAGGUGAAUCCUCACUUUCUGAUCUUAACGAAGGGAUUCGGCCUGGACAUAGCACUGUCUACAGUUCUUAUGGAAGCUCUGACUACGACACAGCUCAGUACAAUGAGGACCUGAAAAAGUUCAGGAAGAUGGCGUUGGCAAGUCAGGAGUAUGGCAGUGAGUACAGUGAGCAGACGAGCGAGUAUGGUUUGUAUCCAUCUGGGUCGAGUGGCGAUGGCCAAACAACCAGGGAAAUGGAGAUGAGAACGACGGGGAUGAAAGAAAGUGGAGGUUUUAGUGGAAGCUCAUGAGGAGAGGAAGCAAAGAAGCACUGAUUCUGUAAUGUGUACAAUCUACAACACCUUUCUUUCGUUCUUUUGGAUUUAGUUUUUGAAUUAUAGGAAUUCUUUCAAAUGUAAGCUGAGUUUGUAAAACGGAAGAGCGUUUUAAGAUUAAAGAUCGGAUUAGAUCUUGUCUUAACAAAACAAAACAAGUUAUAAGAUGGAUUUCGAUUCUUUUAUUUGUUAUCUACUGCAUUCUGGAUUUUUGUACAGUCCAAAAUGCACUUCAAAUCUUCAUGUACUCUUUGUUUGCAGAUAUCCCAAGAAUUAUACAUCGGUUGAUAUGAGAGUUUUUUUUCA
Messenger RNA from Cucumis sativus (cucumber), 2454 nucleotides. Its product is annotated as proline-rich receptor-like protein kinase PERK1. The coding region runs from base 205 to 2124 and encodes 639 amino acids. Gene Ontology annotation, molecular function: ATP binding; protein kinase activity. Gene Ontology annotation, biological process: protein phosphorylation. Lineage: Eukaryota; Viridiplantae; Streptophyta; Magnoliopsida; Cucurbitales; Cucurbitaceae. The transcript has 7 exons. The record is from RefSeq and is a predicted model, not a curated record.